This is a messenger RNA of Exophiala xenobiotica, 1241 nucleotides long. RefSeq lists its product as uncharacterized. Gene Ontology annotation, molecular function: 4-hydroxy-tetrahydrodipicolinate synthase activity. NCBI's taxonomy places the organism in Eukaryota, Fungi, Ascomycota, Eurotiomycetes, Chaetothyriales, Herpotrichiellaceae. Bases 51 to 1142 code for a protein of 363 amino acids. The record is from RefSeq and is a predicted model, not a curated record. The transcript has a single exon.
UUCUCACUGUCGUACGGAGUAUUUGUAAAAGGGCGGUUGUUGAUACCUACAUGGUAGGUAGUCCUUUCGACUACUCUUCCUUCUCUCCCUCUCAAGCGGACUUUUAUCUUCUACGAGGUGCCAUCGGACCGGAUUCUCAACAUACUGUAGCAACAAUGGGCUCCCUACCUACCCUCGAACCCCCAACGCAAUACACCCAUUCCCAUCCUGUUCCCCCUCCAGGCAUCUACACCCCGGCAGUGACCUUCUUCGACCCAGCGACCGACACCCUCCUAGCCACCCAACAAUCCCAGUACUACAGCUACCUCGCCUCGACCGGCCUCACCGGCCUCGUAAUCCUCGGCACCAAUGCUGAAACCUUCCUCCUAACUCGCGAGGAAAGGGCUACCCUCCUCAAACUUGCGCGCCAGUCCGUUCCAGCCGACUAUCCCAUCAUAGCCGGCGUAGGAGGCCACUCCACCGCCCAAGUCCUAGAGUAUAUUGCGGAUGCCGCAGCCGCAGGGGCAAACUACGUGCUCGUCCUGCCCGCCGCGUACUUCGGCAAACAGACGACCCCGUCAGUGGUACACAACUUUUACACGGCCGUUGCGAAAGCCUCGCCCUUGCCGAUCCUUAUCUACAAUUUCCCCGCUGUAUGCAACGGGCUCGAUCUCGACAGCGAUGUUAUCGCACAAUUGGCCCAAGAAAAUCCCAAUAUCGUUGGCGUCAAGUUAACCUGCGGGUCAGUUGGCAAGAUCACAAGGUUGGCAGCGACAUUCCAGCCCGAGAGGUUUGCCGUCUUCGGAGGGCAGUCGGAUUUUCUGGUUGGUGGCCUCGCAGCGGGGAGUGCAGGGUGUAUUGCGGCGUUUGGGAAUAUCUUCCCUAAAACCGUGGUCAAGGUUUUCGAUUUGUACAAGAUGGGCAAGCAUGACCAGGCAUUGGCGUUGCAGAGGAUGUCGGCGCACGCGGAGAACCCGACGAAGGCGGGUAUUGCGACGACGAAAUAUGCCGUCAGUCAGUAUAGCGCCAGAGCGGCAGGCAUACCGGGUGAUUUGGAGGCCAUGUUGCGACCCAGAAGGCCAUAUGAAGAGCCAGGUGAGGCGGUCAAGAAGAAGAUCAGAGAGGUGAUGACGCCUGUAGCUGAAAUAGAGAAGACGCUUUGAGACCGGGACAUAAAUGGAAUAUUCUGAGAAUGGUCAAGUUUGGAGAGCUGUUCCUUGUAUAUCAGGAAGAACCCCCACCUUCUGGGUAAUGCCUUGGGG